AUGUACGCUUGGGAGCGCUCUUUUGCAUUGCGAAUUGCUAAAACUAGGGCAAAAGAGGUGGCCCAAGUGGCGAAAGCUUGUUACCUGCAGGCGGUUAACAGCAGUACCUACUUUAUUGCCUCCAAGUUGGUGCUCUUUAUAAUCCUACUGAUGUACGUGUUGAUAUCGGGCAAUCGGCUGAAUGCAGAAGCCGUCUUUGCCUGUAUGUCGCUACUGAAUGCAGUUCAGGUCUCCAUGACCAAGUACUUUCCACGUGCAAUUGGACUGGGUGCAGAAGUGCGCAUCACCUGUAAGCGGAUUGAGAAAUUCCUUCUUCUUGAGGAGACGACCUCUGACUGGGAAAGUUCGCUAAAGAAAGAAAAAACGAGUGCUAAACAAAAUUGCUACAAACUGCCGAAACCGAAAUCGCCGAUUGUCAACGAUCCUAGCUUGACCAUUGAGCACAUAACUGCCCGGUGGAAUGCGGACCCUCAGUCUCAGCAAACACUGUCAGACAUAUCAGUUGACCGCCUGGUCAACGGCGACCUUCUCGCCGUGGUCGGCAGCGUCGGCUCAGGGAAAAGUUCCCUUCUGAUGACACUACUAAAAGAGUUACCUCUGCAAUCGGGAACGGUCAGCGUGGAUGGGUCGUUGGCCUACGCCAGUCAGGAGGCCUGGUCUUUCAAUGACAGCAUUCGCAAUAACAUCCUCUUUGGUGCACCCUACGAACCAGAGCGAUAUCGACGGGUGAUUGAGGUGUGUGCCUUGAAGCGAGACCUGCAACUGCUACCGCGCGCUGACCAGACACUGGUCGGCGAGAAAGGUGUUCAACUUUCUGGUGGGCAGAAGGCUAGGGUCAACCUCGCAAGAGCCGUCUACCGAGACGCCGACAUUCUCCUGCUCGAUGACCCGCUCUCGGCGGUGGACGCCACCGUGGCGGAGCACAUCUUUGAGCAGUGCAUUGUCGGCUACUUGGCCAACAAGAUCCGCAUCCUUGUCACGCAUCAGCUGCAGUUUGUGGAAAAGGCCACCAAGAUUCUGGUGCUCAAGGAGGGCAGCAUUCUUGCCUACG
Rhagoletis zephyria (snowberry fruit fly) is the source of this 1051-nucleotide messenger RNA. The record is from RefSeq and is a predicted model, not a curated record. Lineage: Eukaryota; Metazoa; Arthropoda; Insecta; Diptera; Tephritidae.